UUCACUUUUGAAUUUUCUGUGACCAAAACAUUCCAAUAGUUUUUCAGUUACGUUAUCCAUCACGAAACUUGUUACUGUGGCAUUACAGGUUUAAGUCUGUACAGCAGCAUUGUACAACUGCAAUAUGAGUAAACGUAAGAAUCCAUGUGAAUCUACAAAUCCCAAUGCAGAAUUUUGUGAUUUUUUAAUGGAAUUGGCGGAGUAUGAAAAAAAUGUCAGCCGCAACAUCCAUAAAUAUAAUGCUUACAAGAAAGCUGCGAGCGUUUUGGCUGCGCAGCCUAAAAAAAUUGAGUCUGGUAAAGAGGCAAAAAAACUUGACGGCAUUGGAGAUAAAAUUUCUAAGAAAAUCGAUGAGUUUAUUCAGACUGGAAAAUUAAGAAAAAUUGAAACCAUACAUAAUGAUGAAAAGGCCCAGGCCAUUAGUAUGCUUACACGAGUAUCUGGAGUAGGUCCAGUCAAGGCUGCAGAAUUGGUAAAAGACGGUAUUAUUACUAUUAAAGAUCUUAAGAACAGUAAACAAUUGUUAAAUCAUCAUCAGCUGAUUGGAUUAAAAUACUUUGAAGACUUUGAAAAGAAAAUCCCGCGUUCUGAAAUACAAGCCAUAGAAAAUAAGUUAAAAGCACUUGUCAUUGGCUUUGAUAGUAAUUUUACAAUAACUAUAUGCGGAAGUUUCAGACGCGGAAAAGCAGAAAGCGGCGAUAUUGAUGUUCUAGCGACUCACUCGUCUUUAAAACUGGAAGGAGCAAAGAAAAAACACGGCGAAACAAUGUUAAAAAGAUUAGUUGAUAAUCUUGAAGGUCUCAUUAUCGACGUUAUUUCUAUGGGAGAUACAAAAUUUAUGGGUGUCUGUCGUCUCUCUGACGACUUACCUGCCCGACGUCUGGAUAUACGACUUAUUCCGUGCGAACAGUACCACUGUGCCGUCCUUUAUUUCACGGGCAGUGAUGUCUUUAAUAAGACUAUGCGAACACAUGCUUUGGAAAAGGGUUUCACCCUCAAUGAAUAUUAUUUGAGACCUAUGGGUUCAACUGGCGUUCCCGGCGAACCAGUCCCGAUAGCAUCUGAGGAAGAUAUCUUCGACUACAUUGAAUACCCGUACAAGAAACCAGAAGAACGUAAUUUGUAGAGAUAACAAAUAAAACAAGACAUUGUCAUCAUCAUAUUUAUUCUUAAAAUUGAUAAACGAUAAGGCUUAUUAUAUCACAAGACUUAAAUUUCUCAAGAUAAUACGCUAAUCAUAAUUAAUAAAACUUUAUAAAAUUGACAACAGGUGCUGACUUAAAAAAACAACACUAAUACAAAC
Messenger RNA from Papilio xuthus (Asian swallowtail), 1303 nucleotides. Its product is annotated as DNA polymerase beta-like. Gene Ontology annotation, cellular component: nucleus. Gene Ontology annotation, biological process: base-excision repair; double-strand break repair via nonhomologous end joining. Gene Ontology annotation, molecular function: DNA-directed DNA polymerase activity; DNA binding. The record is from RefSeq and is a predicted model, not a curated record. NCBI's taxonomy places the organism in Eukaryota, Metazoa, Arthropoda, Insecta, Lepidoptera, Papilionidae. Bases 125 to 1126 code for a protein of 333 amino acids. The transcript has 6 exons.